CCUUUGUUUUCACAAUUCACAUCAUAGAUCAUAUCCACAUAAAAACACAAUCUUAUAAUUUAUAACACAGAGUACAUUAUAUAUGCGGUGCAUGUGUCACUGAUAUUACCUUAUUGUACUCUUUGAUAGUUAAGUAAACUUCAGAUUCAAAAGACACAUUGAAAAGUGAUUGUUUAAAAUGGUUUAUCUUCACUUUCCUUCAAAUUUAACUGAAGAAGAAUUGAUGCUUCAGGCGAAGUAUCAGAAGUUAAAGAAAAAAAAGAAAGCUCUUCAAGCCUUAAAAGCACCAAAACAAGAGCCAGAAAAACCUGUGCUACCGAAACGACCAACUGAAGCAAGAGAUGCUCGAGAAAUAGCACGGAAACUUAUCAAAAGUGGAGCUAUUCAAGCUAUCAAAACUCCUCCAACACAACCACAAAAUGCUACCUUUAAACGACCCCGAGCAGGUAGGGAGCGUAAACUUAGUGGUUCAACUGGAACAACGGGAGGUGUUGCUUCAUACCAGCCGUUCAGUGCAUCACAAGAACCGCCACCACCUGAUGAGAAAGCUGCACCAAGAGUCAAAUACUUAUAUGAUUCAUUUGUAACUGCUCGUGAAAAAGAAGAUAAAGGAGCUCGCAACCAACCUGCUGAUGUAACAACUUCAGGGGGAAAAACUACUUACUUGCAAAUCUUAGGUGCUCGUAUCACCGAAGAUGUAAUAAGACGUCGACUUGCCUCAUUUGAACCGUUUACAUACACACAAGAACCAGACGAGGAAAAGGUCUAUCUGUCUUUUGAAACAAUGGAAAUGGCAUCUCAUGCCCAUACAGCUCUUGAUGGCUGUGAGGAAGGAUGGCGAGUGACAUAUGUAAGAAGAUUACCACAACCAGCAGGAUCUUGGACCCCGUCAUCAAACUCAAGAAAUCCACCACCACCUAAAGACUCCAAGCGUACACUUUUAACUUAUGAUGAUAUAUUUGAAUAACCAGAACUUGAAAAAAAACGUGAACACGCAACAAAAAGGCGUGAACUUGUACGACCUAUGUCCAGCAGUGGAUUGCGAUAGGAUGAAGAGAGGGAGAGAAAAAAAACUUGAAAGAUACCUAUUUACACCUGAAAACUACUUAUAUACUACUAUCAGCUACUAAACCCUACAAAUUUUAUCAAAAUUGCUUUAGUAAUGUAUCAGCUGUUGAUUUUUUACAUAUUCUCUGUACACCUUAAAUAAAUUGAGUUGGCGUAGUAUCUCUUGGAA
Messenger RNA from Melitaea cinxia (Glanville fritillary), 1237 nucleotides. It is a transcript of the gene Nelf-E, whose product is annotated as negative elongation factor E. Gene Ontology annotation, cellular component: NELF complex. The coding region runs from base 179 to 967 and encodes 262 amino acids. The transcript has 5 exons. Gene Ontology annotation, biological process: negative regulation of transcription elongation by RNA polymerase II. NCBI's taxonomy places the organism in Eukaryota, Metazoa, Arthropoda, Insecta, Lepidoptera, Nymphalidae. The record is from RefSeq and is a predicted model, not a curated record.